GACUCAGAACUUUGCAACGGUCGACCGUUCUCAUUCCUCCCCAUCUCCGAAGAUCAGAAUCCGAGAGAGCAAGAUCUAUCUCCAAAAUGACGUCGUUUAAGAAACUGGAUCAUCGACAGAGCGCUGUGACACUUCAAGAGAGAAGCAAAAUGUUGGCUGCUAAGCCAAAAUUCAGCGUAGGACAAAAUCGGGUGGGAAAAGACAACUGGACACGCUCUAGUGCAGUUGGUGUUGCAAGUUUUAAGGUUUAUACAGAAAGUGACACUGCUAAAGCUGAUGCCGGGAGCAGUUUCAGGACUUAUGCAGCAGUUAACAAAGUAUCAACACAGGAGAAUACAGCUGCUUUAAAGGCUGGUUUGAAAAGUAUGGAGAAGCGAAAAGGCAUACUUGGUAACUCGGCAGCAAAUGCAAAUGUUGGAAGAAGAGCAUUGGCCGAUGUCAGCAAUGUCAAAAGCAAUUCUUCUAGGAUUGUAGGGGGUGAUGCCUCUAAAAAAAUGACUGGUAAAAGUGAGAGAAUUAAAUCUUUGCAGCGGGUUUCAGUGGGUACAGGCGUUAGGACUUUGAAUUUAUCAUCAAGGAGAUCCUUCCUGGGAAAAGGGCGAGAAAGCCCUAGCCAAGCUACUUCUAAGUUACAGACUUCCAAGAGAGGUAUUAAAGACUUGAAGGCCCCUUCAGAGAAUCAAGGGACCAAGGCUAUUGGUCUAAACCGUGAGUCUGAUGUUACCUAUGGCAGGAGCACUUCUUAUACUUCGUUUAAGCUGCUAAGGAAAUCUCUGCCAGUGCUAAAGGUCAACCCUGAACAAGCAAGUAUUCCAAAGGACAAUGCUGGUACUUCUGAAAAUUCUGGAAGGAAAAGUGAGUGUAAUGUUAAGGUUAAAGUUGGCAAGAAAGUAGCAUCUAGAGUAAACGCUAAUGCUAGGAGCCAUCUGUUGAGGAAUCGAGUGAGUGAUGGCUUUGUGAUUAUGGGUCAACGCAAUUCAAAUGCUCGUGUAUUGCCAAGAAAUUCUGUCAGGCCAACUUUGUCCACACUGAAGGCGCAUGAGUCGCAAAGGACUUUGAAAUCCAAGGGUGCAUCAGGUCCAAACAAAUUAGUUUCUGCUGCUGCAACUUCAUCCAAAACUGAAAAAGUCAUUACGGCUUUCCUUCCUGAUAAUGUUAAGCAUGAAGCCACUCAGGUAGAGCUCCCAUCUGAAGAAAACAGCAGACAGAGUGCUUCAACUAUCAUUUCCAGGAGAAAGUCAAAUAGGAGGAGAUCUUACACAUCUCUACUUAUGACCGGAUCAAAGUUACUAGAGGAACGUGUUGAAGCUAUGAAGGAGGAAGAACUACCAAGCAUUGAUGAUGAUUGCAAUCAACUGGAAGUUUCCGAUUAUGUUGAUGAGAUCUAUCAGUAUUACUGGGUUUCUGAGGCACAGAAUCCACCUCCAGAAAAUUUGUUGUCGAUUCAGGCAGACAUUACUCCUCAUAUGCGAGGCAUAUUGGUCAACUGGUUAAUUGAAGUACACCACAAAUUUGAGUUAAUGCAAGAAACUCUUUAUCUCAUGGUGACAUUGCUCGACCAAUAUCUUUCUCAAGUAACAGUUAAGAAGGAUGACAUGCAGUUAGUUGGUCUCACUGCUCUGUUGGCAUCAAAGUAUGAGGACUUUUGGCAUCCGAGGGUCAAAGAUUUAAUUAGCAUCUCAGCUGAGACGUACACAAGAGCACAGGUGCUUGGAAUGGAGAAAGCUUUUCUUAAAAAGUUGAAGUUUCGUCUUAAUGCACCUACUCCAUAUGUCUUCAUGUUAAGAUUUCUCAAGGCUGCUCAGUCGGAAACAAAGCUUGAACAUCUGGCAUUCUACCUCAUCGAGUUGUGCUUAGUUGAAUAUGAAGCUUUAAGGUUCAAGCCCUCGCUGCUGUGUGCAGCAGCGCUAUAUGUCGCAAGGUGCACCCUGCAGAUUACUCCGGCUUGGACUCCACUGCUCUGCAAACAUGCUCGCUAUGAAGUAUCCCAAAUCAGAGACUGUGCAGAGUUGAUCUUAAGAUUUCACAAAGCUGCCAGAGUGGGACGUUUGAAGGUCACAUACGAGAAGUACUCUAGCCCUGAUCUCAGUGGUGUUGCAGCGAUAAAACCCUUGGACGCACUUCCACUCUGAUUGAGCUCAGAGGAGUGAAGAUAACAAUGCUAACAAUUCGAGAGAUAUGGACUUCAGCAUCAUCUAGUAGACAUGUUUUCCCCUACUGUUGUUGAAGCCUGUGUGGUAGGACAAAAUUCUGCUUGUAUAUCGUACUCAUCUUACCCGAUUUAGGGCAUCCAUCAAGUUUGUCUUAAAGAAGCCAUCUUCUGUAGCGCUCCUACUGAUGGCAUCGGUCUACUCUAGGGUUUUCUGGAUUGUAAAAUCUUUGUUCACUUGGUACCGCAGUUCACAUCGGUAUGUUGUGUUGCACGCGUUGAUGUUACGAGCUCACAGGAGUGUUAACAAUAUGUAGUUGCUAAGAAAUUAUGAUGUGAGAACUGAACAUUGUUGUUGUAACAACUAUUGUUGUGUGAAUCUAGUUUCUUGUUAAUGGUACGUACCAUAUUGCAUUGAUCAA
Molecule: messenger RNA, 2571 nt
Organism: Malus domestica (apple)
Lineage: Eukaryota; Viridiplantae; Streptophyta; Magnoliopsida; Rosales; Rosaceae
Product: putative cyclin-B3-1
Biological process (GO): regulation of cyclin-dependent protein serine/threonine kinase activity; mitotic cell cycle phase transition
Cellular component (GO): nucleus; cyclin-dependent protein kinase holoenzyme complex; cytoplasm
Molecular function (GO): cyclin-dependent protein serine/threonine kinase regulator activity
Source: RefSeq, a predicted model, not a curated record